Molecule: messenger RNA, 3027 nt
Organism: Thermothelomyces thermophilus ATCC 42464
Lineage: Eukaryota; Fungi; Ascomycota; Sordariomycetes; Sordariales; Chaetomiaceae
Exons: 4
Coding region: 201-2660 (819 amino acids)
Biological process (GO): magnesium ion homeostasis
Cellular component (GO): intracellular membrane-bounded organelle
Source: RefSeq, a predicted model, not a curated record
CGCGACUCCCCGAUCUACAAGUAUUUCUCGAUCGCUCUCAGCGCCACUCCGGCCGGGCCUUCUAUAUCAACGUACGGAUUACCUUUUGGAAUUAAGCAGCGCCCCAGGAAGCGCAGUCUGCAUCCAGUCGUCUUUGGCCACUUUCAGAAGUCUACUUUCCCCAGUGACGUGCUGGCGCACCGCGGUUGGUGAUGACGACAAUGCCGGCCAGCUCGAUACUACCUGCGCGCAGGGUAUCGGAUCAAUCCAAUGGCUUCCCUGUCGUGAGGUCCGCCGCAGUCGGGCUUGCCCGUGUCCUCUCAUUGACCUUAUCGACCGCCUAUGCCGCGCCGCUCGGGAUCCGAGGCCACGGUGGCGUGGACGAGCCCGAGGCAGAAGGCGCGAGUCUCUGGGUUCUCUAUGUGGCCUCUGCGGUUCUUGUACUCUCUGGAGGAGCUUUCGCCGGGUUAACCAUUGCGCUGAUGGGACAGGACGGCAUCUACCUCCGAGUCAUGGCCGGAGAUCCGAACGAACCUCAACAAAAGAACGCGAAGCGUGUGUAUGAUCUGCUGAUGAAAGGGAAACAUUGGGUUUUGGUCACACUGCUCUUGGCCAACGUGAUCGUUAACGAGACGCUCCCGGUGGUCCUCGAUCGUUGCCUUGGCGGGGGUAUCGCUGCCGUGGUGGGUUCCACGUUUCUGAUCGUGAUCUUUGGCGAGGUUCUUCCACAGUCAAUAUGUGUUCGAUACGGUCUUCAGAUCGGCGGCUCUAUGUCCAAACCGGUCCUUGUCAUGAUGUACAUCUUAGCGCCAAUUGCCUGGCCGACAGCGAAGCUCCUCGACUGGCUCCUCGGAGAAGACCGUGGUACGGUUUACAAGAAAAGCGGGUUGAAGACGCUCGUGACACUUCACCAGAACCUCGGCGAAGUCUCUCAGCGCCUGAACCAAGACGAAGUCACCAUCAUCAGCGCGGUCCUGGAUUUGAAAGAGAAACCGGUUGCGAGCGUGAUGACCCCGAUGGACGACGUCUUUGUCAUGUCGGAGGAUACUGUGCUGGAUGAACCCACCAUGGACAUGAUCCUAUCUGCGGGCUACUCGCGCAUUCCCAUCCACGAGACCGGAAACCCCACCAACUUCGUCGGAAUGCUUCUUGUCAAGAUUCUCAUCACAUACGACCCUGAAGACUGCAAGCCUGUUCGUGAUUUUCCGUUGGCCACCCUUCCCGAAACGCGCCCAGAGACAAGCUGCUUGGACAUUGUCAACUUCUUCCAGGAGGGCAAGUCCCACAUGGUCCUCGUUUCUACCAAUCCAGGAGAGGACCACGGUGCGCUUGGCGUAGUUACGUUGGAGGAUGUGAUCGAAGAGUUGAUUGGAGAGGAAAUCAUCGACGAGUCGGAUGUCUAUAUCGAUGUCCACAAAGCUAUUCGCCGACUUGCCCCGGCUCCGAAAGUGAGGAUCCAAAGGCGGCUCUCGGGAGACCCCGGCGGAAAAGGUACCAGCGAUGCUGGUGGUGGCCUGAAGGGUGACAGCGAUAGCGCGCUUCUUGACGCUCAGCAGGCGACGCAGACGGCCGGCACGACGAGUACUAAUUCGCCCAUGUUAUCCAGCAGUCCGAAAACGGCAACACUGAUGAUGCGGAGGAGCUCUGCUGGCCUUGAUGGCCAGCUCAUCAGAACCACGGUCCCCGUGCGGGCCAACUUCCAAGAGAUCAAACAGCAUCUCAAACAUCUAGGCCCGUCAAACCCGGCAACCAACCCCAACAAGACGCGAUCAACUACUGUAAAAAUAAAGCCAGGCAGCGGUAGCCAUUCCUCCAAUCCACGCUCAGCCUCGACGGCCGAGGCCGCAGCAGGGGGGACGCCGGAUGAGGAACAUGACGAAACGACAAACCUUCUCAAGCCCCAGAUACCGGGCAAGGACGGCGUUCAGGCGCUGAGGCAAACUUACGGCUCCAUCAGCCCGGGCAUCACAUUUCAACUCGCACCGCAGACGGACGGGAUAUCCAUGUUGCGACUUGAGUCAGAGGACCAAGCGGACAAGUCUACGCAGACCUCAGCUCGUCUCGGUCACAGCGACAGAACAUCAGACGAAGAAGCCGGGGGCCCCGCACGACUAUCACAACAGCAAUCGCCACAAUCAAAGCAAGAGCUGUGCCCUAGCUCCAGCAGGGAAAGCGCUACCAGCGCCAGUAGCCUGAGAACGGACAACACGCUCGUGCCGCAUCGGCACCAUGUUCGCAGCGGUAGCAUCACUGAGAACAUCAUCGAGUCUCGGGGUCUGCGGAAGGUUGUGCUUGAGACCACUAGUUCCAACGAAGAGGAAGAGUCGAGCACACCGACGGCCUCGUCGCCUGAGCAGUCAAGGCUACUCGGCCGUACUACGUUUGGCAUAUUUGGAAGGGACAGGGAAAACGGCAAGGAAAGUAGAAAAGAUAAGGAAACCGAGGACGGGAAGGAAGAAGGGACAGUCCAACCAAGUUCGGCCGCUGGAAGACAAGAGGAAGAAGAGGUGGGCCUCCUAUCACCCGAUCCGGGUGAUGAAGACGCGCCCGCGUCGGAUGCCGAGGCUGCCGCAAAGGGCACGUCUGAAGAGGGUCAGGUGGGCCCCUCGAGUGUGAGUGGUGAUGGUGCGGGAACAAAGAAGAAAAACAGGCGGAAGAAGCGCAAAGGCGGAAAGUCCUAGGUCGAGAAGCUGCCUGGGUUGUUAUCGACCGCGUAAGGGGGCGCUGCGGGAAAGCAAGCAUUGCAGUUGUACGGUACUGUUAGCAUUACAUUGUUUAAGAGGUUCGUUCCUGGACAUGGAAAAGGAUGGGUUGCGGAAAGCCAGCGUUUGUCAAGAUCGGCUACUCUGUUUACCGACACCAAAUAGUAUACUGUUAACUCGGCACAUAUGUACAGUACAUACUUACUAGCACCCAGUCGAACUUGACUCGAUUGGUGGUCGGCGCUGUUUUGCUAUGCUAUGCAUUGCUACCCUCGAUGUUCCAGUCAGUUCCAGGAGGUUGUGCAUAUUACGUUGGUAGAAAACUAGAAGAUCAAAAUGGCCGGAC